AUGAACGUGGAAGCCAAAAACGGCUUUCCGACUCCUACCGACCCAACUGGUGGCGAUCGCGACUCCGCCGAUGCCCCCGAGUACUCGGAGCAGAUGGAUUCUGUCAAGGAGAAGAUAAAUGGCGACGGUAGCAAGGCCGAGAAUGGCCGGAAAGCUGCCAAUGCGAAGGACCCUUCGCGACCGCGCCGGAAGAAGGCCCGAAGGGCGUGUUUUGCCUGCCAGCGUGCCCAUUUGACUUGCGGUGACGAGCGACCCUGCCAGCGCUGUAUCAAGCGCGGCCUUCAGGACGCAUGCCACGAUGGUGUUCGCAAGAAGGCCAAGUAUCUCCACGAUGCUCCGGAUGGAGCACUGAUGCCCGGUGUGACGGGCAGUCUUUAUAAUAAGAGCAGCAGCAACAACAACGGCUUACGAAAUGGACUGCCCGUGUCCAGAAAUGGCUCUACCACCACACCGCAGCAGCAGCCGCCGCCGCCGCCGCCACCGCCGUCGCAACAGCAACAGCAACAGCAACAGCAAGCCCCAAAUACCGCCAGUUUCUAUCCCACGCCUCAGCCACAGCCGCAGCCGCAGCCAGGAUCGUACAACAUGUACCAGGACGCGACAUUAAGCCAGAGCCCGUUCACCACCCAAUCCCCUGUAUCACCGAGCUUCAACCUGAAGAGCAGCACCAAUGGUCGGAAUCCCAGCUUAUCGUCUACUGUGAACCAGCAGCCGACUCCCAGCACGGCUCUUUCGGGGGACACCAACCAGCCGCAGAAUCCAUUUGCAGGACCCUUUUUUGACCCCAGUGACCCCGCACUCUUCAACUUCGACCUGUCCAGCAUGAACUUCGAGAAUCGCUAUGGGGCUCUCGAGUUUGGGAUGCUCGGUCACAUGGCCACUGGAGCGGGAGAUUCGCCGACCGAUUCGGCAGGGCAGCGAGGGUCGAUCGGCCGCAGUGGGUCUGCCCAGUUCUCCACGCCAGCUCCUGGGUUUGGCGAAAGUCCGGGGAAUCAACCGCCAUUCAUGUUUGGCGAUCCCUUGCUCAAUGAUUGGUCGACUGGGCAGGCCUCGGGCCAGCCGCAUGUGAACGUCAGCGGUGUGUACGGCCAAAAUGGCAUGUUGCCUGGCCACAUGAAAGCAGACGCGCCGCAUGCCUUUGCGAUCGAGAGCGGUCCGGGGAGCUUCGCCAGUCCUGGGUCCGUGACUAGCCCGCAUGUGACGGUGGCCGGGCUGGAGGAUGCCUCGUCGUUCAACAGCGUGCCUAAGUCGAGUAGUAACCUGGCGCCGAAUAGCCAGCGACCGCUGAUCACCACGCCGAGCUUGAAGCACCGCGAUCUGCAGGUGGGACCGAAGCGACGUCAUCGCAACCCGUCCUCCAUCUAUGAGAGUGUGAAAGAGCCGUACGGAUACACGAAUGGGUUCCACAACCUCACUGCAUUCAUCCAGCGUCGGUUUACGCCACAGAAGACCGUGCGCAUCGCCAAAGCGCUCGCUUCGAUUCGACCUUCCUUCAUCGCGACAACCAAAACAUUGAAUCGCGAUGAUCUUAUCUUCAUGGAAAAGUGCUUCCAGCGGACACUCUGGGAAUACGAAGACUUCAUCAAUGCCUGCGGCACUCCCACCAUCGUCUGCCGGCGUACAGGCGAGAUCGCUGCCGUAGGUAAGGAGUUUAGCAUUCUGACCGGGUGGAAGAAGGACAUCCUCCUGGGCAAGGAGCCGAACCUCAAUGUCAAUACGGGCGGCUCAGCACCGCAAUCUGGCACAACAUCUCGCGGGAGCUUCACGCCGCGCAGCUCAACGCUAGAGAACACUGGAAACGGACGCCCGCAACCAGUCUUCCUGGCGGAGCUGCUGGAUGAUGAUAGUGUUGUCGAGUUCUAUGAGGAUUUUGCACGCCUCGCGUUCGGCGACUCCCGCGGUAGCGUGAUGACGCGGUGCAAACUGCUCAAGUACAAAACUAAAGAGGACAUGGAGGGCGCGCAGUCCGAUGAGAAAGGGAAGUGGAAUAACCACCUGCGCAAGGGCGGGAUUUCCGGCGAGGCUGGUAUGAAUCAGUUGGGCUCCAAGGACGGCAAAGUCGAAUGCGCGUACUGCUGGACAGUCAAGCGAGAUGUAUUCGACAUUCCGAUGCUAAUCGUGAUGAACGUGAGUGAAGACCCGCAACGCUUUGGACGAUGGCAACUCAGCAACUAA
Messenger RNA from Penicillium canariense, 2175 nucleotides. RefSeq names its product Zn(II)2Cys6 transcription factor domain-containing protein. Gene Ontology annotation, cellular component: nucleus. Bases 1 to 2175 code for a protein of 724 amino acids. Lineage: Eukaryota; Fungi; Ascomycota; Eurotiomycetes; Eurotiales; Aspergillaceae. The transcript is spliced from 2 exons. The record is from RefSeq and is a predicted model, not a curated record. Gene Ontology annotation, biological process: regulation of DNA-templated transcription; cellular response to starvation. Gene Ontology annotation, molecular function: RNA polymerase II transcription regulatory region sequence-specific DNA binding; zinc ion binding; DNA-binding transcription factor activity, RNA polymerase II-specific.